ACUCUGCACAGACAGCUCUGGAGAUCAGACACAGAGGCUGGUGGCCUGGUAGGGCACGCUGCGGACGGGUGCUACCACUCCAUCCUUUGGCUGCUCUCCCGCCAGCUCCGAGCCUGGGCCUCCCCGCUCCGCCCCCGCGCGCGCCCCCGCCGCCUGCGCCGCAGUCCGCGUCCACCAGCCCUGGCAGCCAGUAGUUGCGGUCCCAGUUCCGCGCAGCGCUCCGGAGCUGAAAGGACUGCAGCCAGCGCCCGAGGUCAGGAGGAAUAGGUGGCGCCUAGAAACCGGGUGGCACCAGAGCUGCGGCAGCCGGGAGGUGGACGCUCUCGAGGGGGCCAGAGCAGCUUGCAGGGAGCAGCGGGGCGCCGGCAGGCUGGUGCUGGGGAGACCCUGCAGGAGGCAUGGCCGGGCUACGAGCCAGGCGGGGCCCUGUGUGCCGGCUACUGGUGUUGUCCACGCUGAGUUUUUACCUAAUGCUGCAAGCCAGUGCCAAGAGGCCUCCUAAGACGCCCCCCUGCCCACCCAGCUGCUCCUGCACCAGGGAUACAGCCUUCUGCGUGGACUCUAAGUCGGUGCCCAAGAACCUGCCUUCAGAGGUCAUCUCCCUGACACUGGUGAAUGCUGCCUUCUCAGAGAUCCAGGACGGAGCCUUCUCCCACCUGCCACUGUUGCAGUUCUUGUUACUCAACUCCAACAAGUUCACGCUGAUUGGAGACAACGCCUUCACAGGACUGUCGCACCUGCAGUACCUCUUCAUAGAAAACAAUGAUAUCUGGGCUCUCUCCAAGUUUACCUUCAGAGGAUUGAAGUCCUUGACACACCUCUCUCUGGCCAACAAUAACCUCCAGACACUGCCCAGAGACAUCUUUCGUCCCCUGGACAUCUUGAGUGACUUGGACCUCCGGGGCAACGCACUUAACUGUGAUUGCAAGGUCAAGUGGCUGGUGGAGUGGCUGGCCCACACCAACACCACAGUGGCACCCAUCUACUGUGCCAGCCCGCCCCGCUUCCAGGAGCACAAGGUGCAGGACUUGCCUCUUCGGGAAUUCGACUGCAUCACCACUGAUUUUGUCCUCUACCAGACUCUGUCCUUCCCAGCAGUGUCUGCGGAACCCUUCCUUUACUCCAGUGACCUCUAUUUGGCUCUGGCUCAGCCUGGUGCCAGCGCCUGCACCAUCCUCAAGUGGGACUAUGUGGAACGACAGCUUCGUGACUAUGAUAGAAUUCCAGCCCCCUCAGCUGUGCACUGCAAGCCAAUGGUGGUGGAUGGCCAGCUCUAUGUAGUCGUGGCCCAGCUGUUCGGUGGCUCAUAUAUUUACCACUGGGACCCGAACACCACCCGCUUCACCAAGCUGCAGGACAUCGACCCACAGCGCGUGCGCAAACCCAAUGACCUGGAAGCUUUCCGCAUCGAUGGUGAUUGGUUCUUCGCGGUGGCUGACAGUUCCAAAGCAGGUGCCACCAGCCUCUACCGUUGGCACCAGAAUGGCUUCUAUUCCCACCAGGCCCUGCACGCCUGGCACCGCGACACUGACCUGGAGUUUGUGGAUGGUGAGGGCAAGCCACGGUUGAUUGUGUCUAGCAGUUCUCAGGCACCUGUCAUCUAUCAAUGGAGUCGUACUCAGAAACAGUUUGUGGCUCAGGGAGAGGUGACUCAGGUGCCUGAUGCCCAGGCUGUGAAACACUUUCGUGCUGGCCGAGACAGCUACCUGUGCCUUAGCCGCUACAUUGGUGACUCCAAGAUCCUGCGCUGGGAGGGUACCCGUUUCUCAGAGGUGCAAGCCCUUCCCUCCCGAGGUUCACUGGCCCUACAGCCCUUCCUGGUGGGCGGUCACCGCUACCUGGCACUGGGCAGUGACUUCUCCUUCACCCAGAUCUACCAGUGGGAUGAGGGGCGACAGAAAUUUGUACGGUUCCAAGAGCUGGCAGUACAGGCCCCUCGGGCCUUCUGCUACAUGCCUGCAGGAGAUGCCCAGCUGCUCCUGGCCCCCAGUUUCAAGGGACAAACACUGGUUUACCGACAUGUUGUGGUGGACCUUAGUGCCUAGAGGGAGCCUAAGUCCUUUGGGUUCCUCAGGGUGGUACUGUAUGAUGGUGAAGACCUCUGUGAGCAACUUGUGGCCCCAAGUGAGGUCACAUGUGGCUAACCUGUCUAUGUAAGACACACACACACAUAUACACAGAAGUGGGCCUGGGCACACUCCAGAGACUAGCCCAGAGAAGCCAUUCCCAUUACUGUAGUCAGCACCUACAUAUGCGCCAGGCACCCAACAUCCAGGUCCUCCUCCAUGUGUGCACCAAUGGCUGCUCAUCUCCAGUGCUCCCAUACCCUGCUCCGUCACUAGUGUGUCUGACUGAUUCAGUGGGUACAGGAAGGGGUGAGCCACAGCCUUCUCUUCUCAGCUUAGCCUUCUGCUCUCUGGCCUUUCCCCUGGAUGCUCAAGGUGUUUGUGUACCUGUUUAGCAUUCACAGUUGCAGCCUCCCUCCAGGUACGCCCACACUUCCAAGUGUGUCUGCCCAUGCCAUGCUCCUUCUGCAUGUGGACACUGAUGGACAAACUCGGCUACGUACUUGUGUAUACCUGGCCACACUCCUACUUCCGUAUAUGCACACGUCUGGGAGUGCGUACACGAGCAGACGGGGUGCUGAACAAACCGGCUUCCUUGUAAUCGCCUAGCUGCUCUUCUCGGAGGGUGCCUACAGCACCCACACUUUCUCUGCUCUCCCCAGUGUGCCCCCUAUGUGGCUAAUAAGGAUAAUAACAGGAAGCAUGGCUGUGGCCUUCCGGGGACAAAGCCAUUUCAUCCCGAAGCACUAAUAACAAGAGGCAACAGCAACUGGGUUCUUAGCAGUACAGUAUAGCUUUCUUCUCAUUAGAGUUUCCUUCUGUGACUCAAUCCCAGCCCAACUGGACACGGGUGGAAAAGGGAGGCUUUCUCUGGAAUAGCUAUUGCUUUUUCAAGCUCGGGCCAUCUCCUUUCUCAUCCCAUCUUUGGGAUGUGGACCCUGAACUGUGAUUGCUCCUUGGGUGGAUAUAAAAACUAGACAAGGCAAGAAUCCUGGGAGAGCCUGAGCUACUUGUAUGGGUGCCAGGAACGUGUUGGUAGCCCUGGCACCCAUCCACUCCAUGGAGAUGCCCCCCCCCCAGGCACAGCUCAGUGGAGGCUGGACCAGGGUGGCAGGAGGGACACCUGGAAACCAGGCUUCUGCUGCCCUCUGCUGUCCACUGGGAGCAGCAGCCCAGAAGCAGGAAAUGGCCAGGCUGAGAGAAAUUCUUGUGGCCUGAUGCUGGAGCAUCUGGGGAUAAUGCUGAUUCCUUUGCUUCAAAUAAAGUUCCACCCCACUGCUA
Molecule: messenger RNA, 3347 nt
Organism: Rattus rattus (black rat)
Lineage: Eukaryota; Metazoa; Chordata; Mammalia; Rodentia; Muridae
Gene: Lgi3
Product: leucine rich repeat LGI family member 3
Exons: 8
Coding region: 399-2045 (548 amino acids)
Biological process (GO): regulation of exocytosis
Cellular component (GO): synaptic vesicle
Molecular function (GO): protein binding
Source: RefSeq, a predicted model, not a curated record